Messenger RNA from Monopterus albus (swamp eel), 2236 nucleotides. It is a transcript of the gene rhbg, whose product is annotated as Rh family B glycoprotein. Gene Ontology annotation, biological process: ammonium homeostasis; ammonium transmembrane transport. Gene Ontology annotation, cellular component: plasma membrane. NCBI's taxonomy places the organism in Eukaryota, Metazoa, Chordata, Actinopteri, Synbranchiformes, Synbranchidae. The transcript has 14 exons. The record is from RefSeq and is a predicted model, not a curated record. Gene Ontology annotation, molecular function: ammonium channel activity. The coding region runs from base 459 to 1952 and encodes 497 amino acids.
GGCAAGUAAUGUAGGCCUGCAGGUGUAGUCUGCGACCCUGUGACGUCACUGUGGGCGGGGUCACAGGUGCAACAGAGCGCACUUCUUUAGCCACGCUAUCAGGGAGGCUGGGUGAGGCUUUUUUCUUUAAAAAAAAAAAUAAGCCAGUCAUCUUCUAAAACAGAUACAGUGUAGUUUUAAGCAAACAUUUUUAAAACAGGAUAAAAUCAUUCUUUUGUUAGGGACUAUUUUCAGUGGCGAAUUCAUCCACAUUUGAUGCUGUGAGAGUUGCAGCUGUCUUUCCUUUGUCUCCUGAGAAAUAAAUCACCUUAUUGUGAAGAUCUUGAGAGCUGUGUUCUGUCACAUUAAAGAAUCGGAGAUGAGGAUACAUUUAGCAGGAGCUGCCUUUCAGAAAGUGGAGCUCUGUGGCACGGAGGAGGGAGAAACAUCUGAAUAUUUGCUAGCAAUUCGUACUGUGCAUGGCUCACUGGUGCACCACUAUUAAUACACCUGUGCUGUUCCUGCUUCAGCGAGAAGUGGCUCUUGCAGAACGAUCCUCCUUAAGCCUCUCCUGCUUGUCUCACUGGGAAGAAAACAUGACAGACGCGUCGACCAACAUGCGGCUGAAGCUGCCGAUCACCUGCUUCAUCUUUCAGAUCAUCCUCAUCAUCCUCUUUGGUGUGCUGGUGCAGUACGACGAAGAGACAGAUGCAAAGGAGUGGCAUAACAAGAAUCGGUCUAACUAUGAUAAUGACUUCUACUACCGCUACCCAAGUUUCCAGGAUGUGCACGUGAUGAUCUUCGUCGGUUUUGGCUUCCUCAUGACUUUCCUGCAGCGAUAUGGCUUCAGCAGUGUGGGCUUCAACUUUCUGAUUGCAGCCUUCUCCCUGCAAUGGGCCACGCUCAUGCAGGGCUUCUUCCAUGGACUGCAUCAUGGCAAGAUCCACGUUGGGGUGGAGAGUAUGAUCAAUGCAGAUUUCUGCACUGGCUCUGUGCUGAUCUCAUUUGGAGCUGUUCUGGGUAAAACCAGCCCUGUCCAGCUGCUGAUCAUGGCGCUGUUUGAGGUCACGCUGUUCGCUGUCAAUGAGUUCAUCCUGCUCUCCACUCUGAAUGCCAAAGAUGCUGGAGGCUCCAUGACCAUCCAUACAUUUGGAGCCUACUUCGGACUGAUGGUGACUCGAAUCCUGUACCGGCCCAACCUGGACAGGAGCAAACACAGGAACAGCUCAGUCUACCACUCUGACCUGUUCGCUAUGAUUGGCACCCUCUACCUGUGGAUGUUCUGGCCCAGCUUCAAUUCUGCCAUCACAGCUCAUGGAGACGACCAACACCGCACGGCCUUGAACACUUACUACUCCCUGGCAGCAUGCACUCUGUCCACCUACGCCAUGUCCGCCCUCACGUCACACGACGGCAAGCUGGACAUGGUCCACAUCCAGAACGCUGCCCUGGCCGGUGGCGUCGCAGCAGGGACAGCUGGUGAAAUGAUGCUCACACCUUGUGGCUCCAUGAUUGUUGGUUUUUUAGCUGGCAUCAUCUCUGUUCUGGGCUUCAAGUACCUCUCACCUGUCCUGGAGGAGAAACUGAAGGUCCAAGACACUUGUGGGGUUCACAACCUGCACGGCAUGCCUGGCAUCUUGGGCGCUAUUGUGGGAGCAGUCACUGCUGCUGUGGCAUCCAGUGACGUUUAUGGAGAUGGUAUGGAAGACGUGUUCCCUGAUGUGGCGAGCGGAGAAACUGAUGCUUCCUUCCAGGGCGCUCGUCAGGCCAUUUCCCUUGUUGUCACCCUGGGCAUGGCCCUGGUGGGAGGGCUUCUUGUUGGUUUCAUCUUGAAGCUGCCCAUCUUUGGCGCUCCUUCUGACAACAUCUGCUUUGAGGACAGCAUCUACUGGGAGGUGCCUGAAGCUGAGGUGGGUCAUGAGGACCAGCUGAGGGCUGUGAGGACUGCCGAGUCUGAGAAGCUCGGGGGUUAGAUGCAGGCACAGGGUCAGAACCAUACACUCACUCUGAGGUCAUAACAUCCAGGCACUCGAGUAUUACAUCCUGUAGGUAUAGACCCUGUCUGCUUCAUGCUCAUGUCAACUGCCAAAUGUCUGUGUUUGUGUGUAAGAACUCACAAAUCUACUUUUUUUAUCCUUCACAAAAAAUACAAAGUGGCUUUUGGGUUUAGGUUGUUGACAGCUUCAACCACUAGAGGUCAACCUAGAGCCAGAUUAGUUUGUGCCACAGGCCUGUAAAAAAGGCUGCAUUGGGGAAA